Cinara cedri is the source of this 719-nucleotide messenger RNA. The record is from the annotation of a GenBank genome assembly. Lineage: Eukaryota; Metazoa; Arthropoda; Insecta; Hemiptera; Aphididae.
AUGUUUUUUGGAAGUUCCUUGGUGAUUUACAUCCUGUCUAUCCAUUUGGCCAGGGAAUGGCCAAACGUUAUGCAGAAGUGGGAAUUAAUGGAACGUGAUAUGAAACAGUUUGGUUAUCCUCCCAAUACUGCAUUUAAGUUCAAAAUGUUAACAAGUACCGUCAUGCUACUUGCAAUAAGUACGUACGUAUACACGUUAAAGCUUGCAAAAUAAGUAUUCAAAAAUUAUAAAUAGGCAUUUAAGAAUACAUAAUGGAGAUUAACGAUUUCAUCAAACAUUAAAUUAUUAAUGACUAAUUAAUGAUAAGUGACAGUAUUCCGCCAUAUUCCUACUAUUACUAUGGUUUAUACAUUUUGUUCGUCUUUUUUUUUUUUAUUUUUAUUGUUAUUAAGACCUCUUUUUAAAAUGGUAAUUGAUUUUGUCUUGUUCAUUUUUAUUUUAUAGUUGAACACGCUUCUUCAGUUAUAACAGGAAUAGUGAACGCAGUACCCUGUUCAACGGGAGGACUAGAUAUUUUUCGAGCUUACUUUUCCAUGUCUUUUCGACAAGUAUUUACUAUUAUAGAUUAUUCGUUCGUAAUCGCCAUACCUUUGGGAUUUUUAAACCUAAUACUUACUUGUGCUUGGAAUUUUAUGGAUCUUUUCAUUAUUGUACUGUCUUGCGCUUUGUCCGACAAAUUUAAGCAGUUGAACCAAAGGCUGGCUGGCGUCAAAGGAAAA